Molecule: messenger RNA, 642 nt
Organism: Haliotis rufescens (red abalone)
Lineage: Eukaryota; Metazoa; Mollusca; Gastropoda; Lepetellida; Haliotidae
Product: CARD- and ANK-domain containing inflammasome adapter protein-like
Exons: 1
Coding region: 1-642 (213 amino acids)
Molecular function (GO): protein binding
Source: RefSeq, a predicted model, not a curated record
AUGAAUGCAUCGCAGAGAGAAGAGGAAGACUGGAUCUACCUCAACCAUUGUAUAGAAGACCGAGAUGUGGGAGCUAUCAAACAGUGGUUCGAACCCGGGAACCAUCGGGACAGGACGAAACUUCAGUUGUUUACAAACGUGCGUAACCCCGUUUCUCUUGCUGCUGUGGGUGGGGACGAAGAAAUAUUUGAUCUUCUGGUGAGCCAAGGAUUCGACCCCCUCACUCCUGAUCUGUUGGACGGGGUGUGGCAAAGGAAACCAAUACACCUCGCGGUCUCGUCGGGUCAUGGUAACCUAGCAACGAAGCUUUUGACAGACUAUGGGGUAAAUGUUGAAAGCCGUGACGAAACGGGACGGACGCCGUUACACUGGGCAGCAAUAACGGGACAAGUGGAGUUGACGAGGAAGCUGUUGGCGUUCGGGGCGUGUGUCAACGCAGCUGAAGGCGACAGCUCAACACCUCUGCAUUACGCAGCUGAAGCAGGUAAUGGAGGCGUCUGUAAAAUACUCAUGUCUAACAGCGCUGAUGUCAAUCUCAAGGACAAUAAGGGGUUAUCUCCCUUGCAUUAUGCUGUGCGGUCGCAACCUCCCUCUGUCCACGUUCCGUCCAGUGCGGUGGCAAACCACGAAAGUCUGUGCUGA